Molecule: messenger RNA, 1757 nt
Organism: Gekko japonicus
Lineage: Eukaryota; Metazoa; Chordata; Lepidosauria; Squamata; Gekkonidae
Product: tropomyosin beta chain-like
Exons: 9
Coding region: 188-1579 (463 amino acids)
Biological process (GO): actin filament organization; muscle contraction
Cellular component (GO): actin filament
Molecular function (GO): actin filament binding
Source: RefSeq, a predicted model, not a curated record
CCUAAAAGGCGCUGCUCGGCCGGCGAGGGAGGGCCCAGCCCCACCCCGGCUUUUAGGCAGCGCGAGCGACUCGGGGCGCCCAGCCAGUAUCUGCCGCGCCCGGCCCCGCUCGCCUCUCUCGCCUCCUUCUCCAGUUCCUCCGUCCGUCCGUCCCGUCGGUCCAGCCGCCGUCGGUCCAGCCGCAGCCAUGGAAGCCAUCAAGAAGAAGAUGCAGAUGCUCAAGCUCGACAAGGAGAACGCCAUCGACAGAGCCGAGCAGGCCGAGGGCGACAAGAAGCAGGCCGAGGACCGCUGCCAACAGGCGAAGAGAGGCGGCUGCCCCGGCGGGGCGGGCGGCCGGGCGAGCUUCCUUCCCAGGACGCCUGGCUGCCCGGCCUCCCUCCCUCCCUCCCGGGCCGGUGGGCGGGCGGACUCGGCCCAGCCCGCCAGCACCCCACCUCGGCCGACGGACGGCGGUCCACCCGCCUGGCUUCUCUCCCGGCCUCCCCGACGGGACCCUGCCGCCCGCGGCGCUCCCCGCCGGCCCCGGAAGAUGGCCGGGAGCAGCUCCAUCGAGGCGGUCAAGAAAAAGAUCCAGACGCUGCAACAAGUGGCCGACGAAGCCGAGGAGCGCGCCCAGCACCUGCAGCGCGAAGUGGACGCCGAGCGCCAAGCCCGCGAGCGGGCGGAGUCCGAUGUGGCCUCUCUGAACCGUCGCAUCCAGCUAGUAGAAGAGGAGCUGGACCGAGCCCAGGAGCGCCUGGCAACCGCUCUGCAGAAACUGGAGGAGACAGAGAAGAUGGCCGAUGAAAGCGAGAGAGGCAUGAAAGUCAUUGAGAACCGAGCCAUGAAGGACGAGGAGAAGAUGGAGCUCCAGGAAAUGCAGCUCAAAGAGGCCAAGCACAUCGCUGAGGAGGCCGACCGCAAAUACGAGGAGGUGGCUCGGAAGUUGGUGAUCCUGGAGGGGGACCUGGAGCGCUCAGAGGAGAGGGCAGAAGUGGCUGAGAGCAAAUGUGGCGACCUGGAGGAAGAGCUGAAAAUUGUCACCAACAACCUAAAGUCCUUGGAAGCCCAGGCAGAUAAGUAUUCCACCAAGGAGGAUAAAUACGAAGAGGAGAUCAAGGUGUUGACAGACAAGCUCAAAGAGGUGAGGGCGCAGAGAGGGGCGCUGCAGGGGCGGGUGCUGCAGUGGGGUGGGCCUGAGUUCUGGGGUGUUGGUUCCAGUGCUCUGGCCAGGUUAGGGUUUCAGAGAGCGCCGUGGGCAGGAGGCGGCAAGACCCCCGUCCUCUCCUCACUGACCCGCGAGUCAUCCUCAGUGGUGGCCUUUCCCGGGGAGCCCCUUUCUUGGCGCAGUAACCUGCUCAUUUGCAGAGGCAAUGCUGCUGAACUGAACUCUUCCUUGGUGUGUGUGUGUGCGCGUGUGUGUGUGCGCGUGUGCGUGUGUCUUCCUCCACCCCACGGGUGCUGUGGAUGUGACUGGGUGCCCGCCCGCCCGCCUGCCUUCCUUUUGUUUGUAGAGAACCUGGCCAGUGCCAAAGAGGAAAAUGUCAACAUCCACCAAGUCCUGGAUCAGACUCUGCUGGAACUGAACAACCUCUGAGGGGCUGGGCCAGCCGCCUCCCCUCUCCCCCCCUUGCCUCCCUGGCCCCCACGCUCUCGCCCCCUCGGCUCCACCCGGAGAAGGGAAGCCCACUCGCCCCGGGCCUGUGCUGGCCCCUGUGGGGCUCUGCCUCUGCACCGCCUGCUCUUCUAGGCGCUCCAGGCAAUAAAGCAAGUUG